CUUUAUCAAUGUUAAAGCUCAGGUAAAUUUAAAAGGUUUAACAUAUACAUGUAGUAUAAACAUGGAUGGUAUUAACCAAUUAGAACCAAGUAAUAUAUUAUACAAUAAGUUGCUUAAAUCACAAAAUAAAAACAACUUUCACUCUGUAAUAAAGAGUUGUUUUUUUUGUAAAGAAGUUGAUUCAUUUUAUGUAGCUAAUUCUAAUUUUUUUUUUCAGAGUUUUGCAGACCAAAUAUUUGGAAAUUUCAGUUGGAUAAUUUCUGUUGCCGUUGCUCUAUCGUGUAUCGGAUCCAUAAACGGAGGAAUAUUCGCAGCGUCAAGAUCUGUGUUUGUUGCAGCAAGAGAAGGACAUCUUCCUCAGGUAAUGUCUAUGGUUCAAAUACACAAAAAGACUCCGUUGCCAGCGGCUGCAGUCAUGGUAAGUAAAGAACAAUUACUGAGUGCCAAUCAAACACUAGAACAGACCAAUUGGGACAAGACCAGGAAUUCGAAGGUUUUCUCACAAACAACUAAAUUUACGUGUACGUUUGCGUUGUCGUGUUGUGGGAUCUAUACAGGAAUAUCAAAGGGGUAAAGAUUUAACUGUCUAUUAUCAUAACGAAAUUGAUAUGUCUAAUAGUACGUCUGCUAUUUUUAAGGAUAUUUCCUUUCUAUCAAAACAGAAUAUAAUGAAGUCAUUAAUUACAGUUAAAGUAUUCGAAUAAAGAUAAAAUUCUACUAAUUAAGUACGCAUCACAAUAAAGCUUAGUUGUUUUGUAGUCAUGUUAUAAAAUUUGGCAUUUUACUCGAUUGAACCUAAAGAUCUUGAAAUUGAAAAUAAUCGCAGGCUAUUCUUACACUGUUCUCCUCUUUCGUCGGUUGGUUUGUUUCCCUCCCUGGUAAAGAUUGUGUAUAUUACUUCAACUUAAUCC
This is a messenger RNA of Anneissia japonica, 911 nucleotides long. Its product is annotated as b(0,+)-type amino acid transporter 1-like. The coding region runs from base 62 to 574 and encodes 170 amino acids. Gene Ontology annotation, cellular component: membrane. Gene Ontology annotation, biological process: amino acid transmembrane transport. Lineage: Eukaryota; Metazoa; Echinodermata; Crinoidea; Comatulida; Comatulidae. The record is from RefSeq and is a predicted model, not a curated record. The transcript is spliced from 2 exons. Gene Ontology annotation, molecular function: L-amino acid transmembrane transporter activity.